GCAGUCAGUCUAGGAAAGGCAGCCAAUCUUUUACUCUAAUAAAGUGUUUGGUCUAUAUUUCAUGCAUGAUUGAUCGUCCAAUUGAGACAGCUUUUUCGUGGAGGACCAUUACAACAGCCGUCGACUCGUCCUCUACUUGUGGUAGUUCCCCACUCAAGGUCUUUUUUCCAGCAAAGAAAAGAGUGGUUGGUUUCCGAUUAUGCCCCUCCGGAAUUUUCUUGCUGAGACGCGCCGGCUACCAUGUCAUCGUGAUAAGUGAUAUUGAGCUGCCUAUAUAAAGCCUGCCGCGGUAGCCCUUGUGAUACAAACCAUACCCGAGAGAGAGAGAGAGAGAGGGAGGGAGCCAAAUAUACCUGUUGUUGUGAGAUAAGGAAGGUUAAUAAUCUCCUAUUUCCAGAAGAAGAAGUGUGUUCUUUGAAAUGGCGGCAAUGGAGGUUGGAAAUCCUCUUCCUGUUCCCAAUGUUCACCAGUCUGCUUUGAUCUCCGAGGAUGUUGAAGGCUCUCUUCCUGUUCCCAAUGUUCAGGAGCCUGCUGCGAGCUCCAAGGAGGUUGGAUAUCCUCUUCCUGUUCCCAAUGUUCAAGAGGCGAGCUCCCUGGAGGUUGGAGAUUCUGUUCCUGUUCCCGGUGUUGAACAAUCGAGCUCCCUGGAGGUUGGAGGGUCUCUUCCCGUUCCCAAUGUUCAAGAGCUGGCUGCGAUCUCGGAGGAUGUAUCGGCUAGGUACAUACGCCCAGAGCGCGAGCUGGAAGAAGUUGCUGAUGGUGAGUUUGGUCAAAUUCCAGUCAUCGACAUGAGCAAGCUCGUUGGCGAUGACAACGAGGAGUCCGCUAGACUGCAUUCGGCUUGUAAGGAAUGGGGAUUCUUCCAGGUGAUCAAUCAUGGGGUUGCCGAAGAGGUGAUUACCAAAAUGACGGAGAAUAUUCAAGAGUUUUUCCGUCUACCGUUGCAAGAGAAAAUGGAGUAUGCACAACUGCCAACUGGCAUGGAAGGAUACGGGCAAGCUUUUGUGUUUUCGGAAAAGCAAACACUUGAUUGGGGUGACAUGUUGUUCAUCAAUGCAACACCUAUCAAUGAAAGAAGAAUGAGGUUCUGGCCCAAAAAUCCCUCUUCGUUCAGGGAGACUCUCGACAAGUAUGCGGCAGAGGUGGAAAAGGCUGCUAGAAGGUUGAUGGUUUCCAUGGCUAAGAACCUGGGAGUGGAGCCAGAAAAGCUGCUCCAUCUGUUCGACGACGGUGUGCAAAGCCUGAGAAUGAACUACUAUCCGCCAUGUGAGCAAGCUAGCAAGGUCACCGGUAUUGCCCCACAUGCCGACGGCACUGGACUGACUCUGUUGACUCGACUGAAUCAAGCACAAGGUCUGCAAAUUAUCACCAAUGGAGAAUACAAGAGCAUAGAGCACAGAGCAUUAGUGAACGAUAAAAAUGAGAGGCUAUCAAUUGCAUCGUUUCACGACCCAAGCAUGAACAUCAUGAUUGAACCAUUGCCAGACCUUCUCAUCAAGGAUCAAAAGAAACAAGCACCAAAUUAUAAAUCCAUAUCCCACCGUGAUUAUAAGAAGAUUUCGAGGCAAAUGAAACUGGACGGCAAAGACAGAGGCUUCAUUACCCAUAUGAAAAUACAAACCGCAGAAGAGCAAUGAAUUCAAGCUGCUCCAUGGUCAGAAAGAAAGAAGCCGAAAAGUUCCGAAUGAAUAAAUCAUGCAAAUGGGAUGUUUAUUUUAAUUAUAAAUAAUCUGAUGCAUUUGAUGAGCAUCGUGCUAGGUGGACGAAUAAGUAUUAUUGUUUAGUAUUUCCGUAUUAUUAAUUGCGUUUUGCUUAUUAUGUUAUUGUUUACUUAUGUGUUUUAUGAUCUGUGUGUCUUGUUUGAUAGGAAAAUAAUUUAUGGAAUUAUUCCUAUAAAUUUGUACUUUUCUCUAUGUUUUCUCCAUGAAUAAGAAGUCAAGUAAUUAUAAUAGUAAUUUAGUUAGAGUUUUAUUACUUUUCGUAGUUCUUCAUUAUUA
This is a messenger RNA of Linum tenue, 1997 nucleotides long. The record is from the annotation of a GenBank genome assembly. NCBI's taxonomy places the organism in Eukaryota, Viridiplantae, Streptophyta, Magnoliopsida, Malpighiales, Linaceae.